This is a messenger RNA of Cantharellus anzutake, 699 nucleotides long. RefSeq lists its product as uncharacterized. The transcript has 2 exons. Gene Ontology annotation, molecular function: protein binding. Bases 1 to 699 code for a protein of 232 amino acids. NCBI's taxonomy places the organism in Eukaryota, Fungi, Basidiomycota, Agaricomycetes, Cantharellales, Hydnaceae. The record is from RefSeq and is a predicted model, not a curated record.
AUGAGGGCGACACGGAAGCGUUCCCACGCCCUGCCGACACACUUCGAAAAUCAAAACGUCAAAUUCUUUGUCACUUCGAGACAAUUCGACCUCGUUGACCGUUUUAUAUCACCUAAUUACCCUAUCGAUCGCCUCAUCAUCAAUCUUUCGGAUGAUGCUAAUACAAAUGACUUCGUUAUCUACAUCCAACCUCAACUCCCCGAACUGAAGGAUUUGCCAACAUACACCCCUGAUUUGGCUGGGGCACUUGGAAAUCUUCUUGUAUCACUUGACAAACUCGGACGGCACGACGAAACAUUUAGCGUGAUCGAGAAAAGUGUGGAACUCUGGCGCAGGCUAGCUGCCAGCCAUCCAACAUCAUAUACCCCGUAUUUAGCUCGCGCGCUCCAGAAUCUUGAAGUUUCAUUCGACAAUCUUAGGCGGCAUCCCGAAGCACUGACAGUAAUCGAGAGAAGUGUGAAACUCCAACGUGAGCUAGUUGCUGUCCAUCCGACAUCAUACACCCUGGAUUUAGCUGGUGCGCUCCGGAACCUUUGUGUAUCGCUCCACAAAUCCAAACGUCGUCCCGAGGCACUCGUGGUGAUUGAAGAGUGUCAAACUCUGGCACGAGCGAUUCGUUGUCCAUCCACAUCCCGGAUCUGGCUGGAGUGCCCCAAAAUCUUUUUGUAUCACUUGAUGAAGGCUGGGACGAUGUUAUGA